Penicilliopsis zonata CBS 506.65 is the source of this 676-nucleotide messenger RNA. RefSeq lists its product as hypothetical. The transcript is spliced from 2 exons. The record is from RefSeq and is a predicted model, not a curated record. Bases 89 to 520 code for a protein of 143 amino acids. NCBI's taxonomy places the organism in Eukaryota, Fungi, Ascomycota, Eurotiomycetes, Eurotiales, Aspergillaceae.
GCCAGAGCCCUCCUCCUGUGCUGUCUUCCUGAGAACUUAAUUAGUUUGAUCUUUAUUUCAAUACAACUUACCCUGCACAACGUUGGAAAUGGCGGGCAACAACCCCAUCGUCGGAGGAAACGGCGGCGACAUCUUCUCAGCGUACGGUCCAUCAAAGUCUCCAGUCCACACAAUCGACGCAUGGGGAGACCAUGGAUUCGACUGGGCAACCGCCUUCUAUAUCGUCAAGGGAGUCCAGCUCACCUUUGCUGAUGGUGUCAAAAGUGCGGUCUUUGGGACUGCGUCCGGAGACCACCAGUCUUUCACCUUCAACAAUGGCGAGAAGGUGAAGGAAAUGACCAUCCAUGCAUCGGGACGUGUGGACAGGAUCGAAAUCACAACCAAUCAAAGCCGAUCGUUUGCUAUUGGUGGCAGUGGGGGUGUGCCUUUCUCCUGCCACGUUGGCAAUGGCAUCCUUCUUGGCUUCGAGGGAAGAAGCGCUGGAGACGUCGAUGCUAUCGGAGCUGCAUUUCAGACUUAGACUGUUCAAGAUCCUAGAGGAAUGCAUCAGAUUUUAUGUCAUACAGCAUGGCCAUCAACAUGUUAACACUAUACCAUCUUCUAUAUCAAACAUCACAAAUUCAAUUUAUAUGUAUUGAUGAGUGUAGGUGGUCGGAUAUCGCAUGUUCAUUAGAUC